Molecule: messenger RNA, 1086 nt
Organism: Fukomys damarensis (Damara mole-rat)
Lineage: Eukaryota; Metazoa; Chordata; Mammalia; Rodentia; Bathyergidae
Product: vacuolar protein sorting-associated protein 26B-like
Biological process (GO): retrograde transport, endosome to Golgi; intracellular protein transport
Cellular component (GO): retromer complex; endosome
Source: RefSeq, a predicted model, not a curated record
AUGCAGAGAGUAGGAAGAGAAGACAGGAAGAAGUAUUUCCUCUUCUACGAUGGCAAGGCCAUCUCCGGGAAGGUGAGCCUCGCACCCGAGAACCCCAAUAAGCGGCUGGAGCACCAGGGCAGCAAGAUGGAAUGCAUUGGGCAGAUUCUCUAUCGUGACCGUAGGGAUCAACACGAAUUUGUAUCCCUGGUGAAGGACUUGGUUUGGCCUGGAGAGAUCACCCGGUCUCAGGCCUUCGACUUUGAAUUUACCCACGGGGAGAGGCCAUAUGAGGCCUACACAGGACAGAAUGUAAAGCUACGCUAUUUCCUUCCGGCCACCAUCAGCGAUGUCGUCAAGGAGACGGGCAUUGUGGCGCACACACUGAACUACCCAGAGCUGAAUUCGCCCAUCAAAAUGGAGGUCGGGAUUGAGGACUGCUUGCAUAUUGAGUUUGAGUACAAUAAAUCCAAAUACUACUUGAAAGAUGUCAUUGUAAGGAAGAUAUACUUCCUGCUGGUGAGACUCAAAACCAAUCACAUGGAGAUAGACCUCAUCAAACGGGAGACAGGCAAUGGCCCCAGUGCUUACCACGAAAAUGAAACAACAGCCAAGUACCAGUCCAGGGAUGGGGCGCUAGGUCGAGGAGAAUCUAUUAGGAUCCGGCUGUUCCUGGCAGGGUACGAGCUCACACCCACGAUGCGGGACAUAAACAAGAAGUUCUCCGUGCGCUAUUACCUCAACCUGGUGCUGAUGGAUGAGGAGGAGCGGCGCUACUUGAAGCAGCCGGAAGUGGCGUUAGGGCGGAAGAGCGACAUUGUACGGAAGGGAGCCAUUGUACGGAAGAGCGCCGUUGUAUGGAAAAGGAUGUCCCACAGGCAGCCAUUGCCUCUCAGCGCUUCAAGGGCACAGCAUCCCUGGGUGAGGUGUGGACACCCAGCUAGCUGUCUGAAAACAACAGCAGACAGUAGGCCGCUGAGCCAAGAAGCUGUGUGGCUUCCCCCCAGCACCCCCAUCUACCAAACACCAGCAGCUGAGGGAGGGGGAAGGACGUGUGAAGCUCAGCUGACCAUUAUUUGCAAUCUGAAAACAGAUCAUGUUUUUUGA